Molecule: messenger RNA, 2145 nt
Organism: Anopheles marshallii
Lineage: Eukaryota; Metazoa; Arthropoda; Insecta; Diptera; Culicidae
Product: nucleolar protein 11-like
Exons: 3
Coding region: 1-2145 (714 amino acids)
Biological process (GO): maturation of SSU-rRNA
Cellular component (GO): nucleus; nucleolus
Molecular function (GO): RNA binding
Source: RefSeq, a predicted model, not a curated record
AUGGCAAAGUUACUCGCUUAUUACAACCUCUGUCCAAUUAAUAAUAUUGAAGAUUUUCUUGGCUUGUCACGGGAUGUCGACCCCGGGUGUGUUAUUAACACGCUCGGAAGAAAUAUCAUACUUGUCGUUAAGCUCAGCAACCAGAGACAAAUACGAAGCUGGACCGUACUCGACCGUCUCAGCAGUAAAGUGGUUUACGAUUUUCGAUCUGAACGUUACGUGGGUGUCUUCGGUGGAAGAUACAUACGGUGCUGGAACCGAGAUCAAAACGAUAUCAACACGGUGAAGAAGGUGAAGCUGUAUCGGUCAGUGUUGGAUCUGUUUACUUUGAGCAACGGCCAAACGUUGCUGCUCUACACGGAUGGAAGUUGUGAAUCGCUCGAGAGUGCGUUGGAAACAAGAAAACAGAACAAAUUGAAUUCGAACGAUGAAGAAUCGGCACAGAGCGUGGAUUCCAAAACACACACAAUACGAGACGCGCAGAUAUUGGUGCUGGACAAUGGUACACCACUGCUAACGUACUUUGUGCGGAAAGAGGAAGACGGCUCAAUGGAGCUAAAUUAUGCCCUGCUCAAUCCGGCGGAUUUAAAAACGUACAAAGGUUUCGAAAAGAUUGCAUUGCAGCGGCACGGUGAAGAUAUAAAGCUCGUUAGUAGCUGUGUAGUGGAUGGAAGUGAUGGUCCAUCGUUGCUGAGUAUAUGGUCCGAUAGUCGCAUAUUUAACCUUCAGCUUUCCCUUGGCCAAUCACCAAAACGCGAAGAAGGUGUGGGCAAUUUCAUCGAAAUGGUACAAACAAUCAACGUGAAACAACCACUCUCGAUGGCCAGCAUCGGCAAAGAUUAUGUGGCGUUUUAUGCGAACAACAAAAACCAAGACGGUGCCAUCCUGGUAUUGUUCAACGUACAGUUCAAGGUGUUUCAGUCGAAGCAGUACUUCAAGGUGUAUUUCGUGUCGUCCCGAUUUUGGGUGGUGGAAAGCAACAUACUGCUAGCCUUUGGACAGACACUCGCCGUGGUACCGUUUAAAAUAAGCAAGAAGCAACUGUCGGACAUGAUUGGCAGCAUGCAAACAUUCGACCUGGAGCACACGAUCGACGACGAAAGCAUUAACGAAGAGUGUACUUUAGUGGACAUGUACACCUUCGACGAAGUGAUGUCCGCAAAUGUGGUAAAUCAAGACACGAUAAAUGCUAGUAAAGGAGUGUACGGCAAACAGACUGCCAAUGCAGAGGAACCGCUGUACAAACGGUUGUACAGUGAGUAUGAAAUUGACGAUGCACUUCGUGCGGCUUAUCGGGAAGACCUUCUGCUCGACGUGUUUGAAUGUUCCUCGCUGCCGAAGGAUACUGUGCAGAUAAAGCUUUUCAACAAUGCCGAUCUCACGUUGGGUCCGUUGAUUUUGAGCGAUAAUUAUGAAAUCGCGCUGGAAGAGCUGGAACGCAGCGGUUAUUCGGAGACGGAGAUUAGUGACCGAGUCGUACCGUUGUUGGUGCAGGCACACCAAAUCACCGAUCUCGCCAAGUGUCUUAAGCGAUAUUCGGUCAUUUCGGAACGAACGAUCGUCAAAGCGUUAACGUACGCUUUAUCUCUACCGGUUCCAGAAUUCGAUGCAGUUCCCUCGGUCCAGGACGGGACUUCGAAAGUUCCGCCCGAAGAUGAAUCUGAGCUGCCUAAUCAGGAAAUCAUCGUAGAAGCGCAAGCCAGCCAUGCAUCGCAUUUCGACCUGCUUAAUGUGGUUUUAUCGUGUAGCUUCAAUCGCAAAGCGAUAAUUCCGUACAUUCGUAAGGAGCUAGAUUUUCCCACCGUUGUGGUUCUGCUGAAGCAUCUGGAGUACCUGCUCGUCGAUCCGAUGGCAACGCUCAGUGAAACCCUUCACAAUGUGGAAAAUUUCGAUAGUGACGAGCAGGUGGUUCAAUGGAUUAUGGUACUGUUGGAUUCACAUUACCAACAGUUCAUUCUUUCGACGGAGGAAACGGUGCGCGAACAGUUACAGCGAAUGUUGGAUAUUGUCGAUAGACAUGUUGGGUUAUUGAAUCAGCUGCAAAAUCUGUCUCCUUCCUUGCGACGGGCGUUACAGCGUAAAGCACUAAACUCCACAACUGAUUCCAACCAGUGGUACAACGUCAAAUCGAUUACAUUAUACUAG